This is a messenger RNA of Cuscuta campestris, 1402 nucleotides long. The record is from the annotation of a GenBank genome assembly. Lineage: Eukaryota; Viridiplantae; Streptophyta; Magnoliopsida; Solanales; Convolvulaceae.
AUAGCAGCAACAACAACAACAACAACAACCCAGUUAAAUCCCACAAGAGUAGGGUCUGGGGAGGGUGUGUGUACGCAGACCUUGCCCCUACUCGAAAGUAGAGAGGCUGUUUCCAAAGAGACCCCCGGCUCAACGUCGAAAGUUGCAUUGCUUGACUAACUGCUACUUCAUUAAUUAAAGAAGCACAAAUAGUUUAGAUAUCCAUUUUGAUUUAUUUCAUCACACCCCAAAGCCAAAAACAGUUAUGUUGAUGGAUCUGAACCAUCACCACCGGCUCUUAUUCUUGAUGAGAAGGCUACGGCACCAAGCAAGGAUGCACCCCCGGUUAUGAAACCAAAUCCAGCGUAUGAAUCGUGGCUUAUUGUUGAUGCUCAGAUUCGGGCCUGUCUCCUUGCGAUUGUUUCCCCCACUGUUCAGACUCAUAUUCAUGCUCUUCUCACUUCUGCUGCAAUCUGGAAUCAUCUCGAACAACGGUACAAUUCUCUUUCACGCACUCAUAUUUUUCAACUGAAGAAGCGCUUGCACAGUGUUACUAAGGGCACUGAUUCAAUGCAAACGUACUUGGAUACUGUUCUCACCAUUAUGUCGUCUCUCAAAUUGGCACAUGAAGAUAUCUCUGAACAAGAUAUUAUUUUGUGUGUGCUUCGCGGUCUACCGGCCGACUACGCCUCUCUCAAGCAAAACAUUCGCACCAAUAUUGCCACAGUCACUUUUAAUCAAGUCUCUUCGUGGCUUCUCUCUGAAGAAUUGAACUUAUCAUUUGAGAAGAGAUUGUCUCUGGGGGACUCUGGCUCUACCUCGUCUGUUGACAUCCAUAGUGCUCUUUACACCAAUUCCGGACGGGGCACUGGACGAGGCCGUGGCCGUGGGCCGUCACGAGGCCGAGGAGGGCCGUAUCGCGGCGGUAACCCCAGCGGCAGGGGUGGCCGGCAGCCGCUGAGCCGUGAUGAUCCGCGCGGCAGAGGUGGCGGACGAGGGGCGUCUGUCAUAUGCCAACUAUGUGGGAAGCCCGGCCAUGCGGUCUGGAACUGUUGGCACCGCUACGACGAAUCCUAUACUGGCAUCUGGACACUGGCGCAAACACCCAUGUCACGCCUGAUUUGUCUCGGCUGCAUACUUUGACUCCGUACCAUGGCACCAAUUCCAUCACAACUGCAGGAGGUAACACAUAUCCCAUUGACCAUACAGGCUCAGAGAUCAGAGAAGAAUGCUUCUUUAAUUUGUAUCCCCAAGAAUGAUAGUUUUGACUUUUGAGAUUCACAUAAACACUAACACACGUACACUUGGUGAAAGACCAAAGCACUAGUGGAUGCUAGCUACAUUAUGAUUGAUUAAUUCAUUUGAUACAUGCUCAUUGGACAAAUACAUACACUUUGUUUUAAAAAAAAAACUGGGUGAAAAU